Molecule: messenger RNA, 1303 nt
Organism: Drosophila innubila
Lineage: Eukaryota; Metazoa; Arthropoda; Insecta; Diptera; Drosophilidae
Gene: Wdr92
Product: WD repeat-containing protein 92
Exons: 2
Coding region: 112-1245 (377 amino acids)
Molecular function (GO): ubiquitin binding
Source: RefSeq, a predicted model, not a curated record
GCAACGAUGUUGUUGACUUUUAAAACAAAUUGUUUUUCAAAUGCUCAAACAAUUCAAUUGUAAUUUAUACUUUGCCCUAUAAAAGUCAACUGAUAAAGGCAGCCCGGCAAGAUGGACAAGCCUCAAAUGAUUGAACAUUUGCAUGAAGCCGUAAACUACACGGUCUACGACACCAAAUGGAUUCCACUCUCGGCCAAAUUUGUGGUGCUUGGCUCAAAGGCGAAUAGUCAUGGGAUUCUGGACAUUUACGAGCUGAACGAGGACAAGCUGGUCAAGGUGAAGUCCGUGGAGAAGAAGGCGGCAUUCAAAUGCGGCACCUUUGGCGCCUCCUCGCUCCGCAAUCGUCACCUGGCCAUUGGCGACUUUGAGGGCCGCCUCCAAGUGCUCGAUCUGGAGCGACCUGACAUGGCCGUGUACAAUGUGAAGGCGCACAGUGGGAUAAUCAACUGCAUCGAUGCCAUUGGCGGCACACAACUAGAAUGUGGAGCCCCAGAGAUUGUAACGGGCAGUCGCGACGGCGCCGUCAAGGUGUGGGACAUACGCCAGGGUCAGGCACCCGUGGUGGACAUAUCGCCACCACCAAAUACCCAAAUGGGCGAUGGCAUUAACAAGUCGAGUCCCAGGCGCGACUGCUGGGCCGUUGCCUUUGGGAACACCUACAACGAGCAGGAGAGAAUUGUUGCCGCCGGCUACGACAACGGCGACCUGAAGCUCUUCGACCUGCGUGCGCUGGCCGUGCGUUGGGAGGCAACCAUUAAGAAUGGCAUCUGCGGAUUGGAGUUUGAUCGUCGCGAUAUUCCCAUGAACAAGCUGGCUGUGACCACACUGGAGGGAGGUUUAUUGGUCUACGAUAUGAGAACCCAGCAUCCCAGCAAGGGAUUCAGCUGGGUGGAGGAACGCAAUGCUGGACGCAGUGUGGGCACAAAUGGUGUCAUCAGUGGACCGAAGGCAACUGUGUGGACUGUGCGUCAUUUGCCGCAGAAUCGUGAUGUGUUCCUCACUGGCGGAGGAACUGGUUCUAUACGUUUGUGGAAAUACGAGUAUCCCGAUCGACGGGUCAUCGAGGAUGCGGAUGGCAGCAAAGAGGGAGUCGCUGGCAAGCUGCACAUGGUCAGCGCCGUGACCUUGAGUUCUCAGCCGGUGCACAGCUUCGAUUGGCAUCCGGAUAAGCUGGGUCUGGCCGUCGCCGGUGCCUUUGAUCAGAGUGUGCGUGUCCUGAUCACAACCAAGUUGAAUACGCUAUAAGCCUAGCUUUAUUAUUACUAUUAAAUACAUUAGUACAAAUAUAUGUAUGUACAAAGGG